This is a messenger RNA of Rosa chinensis, 1090 nucleotides long. RefSeq lists its product as uncharacterized. The record is from RefSeq and is a predicted model, not a curated record. Lineage: Eukaryota; Viridiplantae; Streptophyta; Magnoliopsida; Rosales; Rosaceae. The transcript has 3 exons. Gene Ontology annotation, molecular function: nucleic acid binding; zinc ion binding. The coding region runs from base 147 to 815 and encodes 222 amino acids.
UGGAGUUAUGUUAUUGGUAGCACUGCAAGACCUGCUGCAGGACCAAAAGCUGAUGAAUGGGACACAGCAAAUACUAACGUGAUGGGAAUUCUUCUAAAAGCAAUGACUCCAGAGACAUCACUACCUACAGGAGUGAGCAAGAUAAGAUGCGUGUUCAUGUCUUUCUUGCUGGUCUCGAUCCUCAUUUCGAAGGGGCAAAGAAUGAGUUAUUGCGUCUUGCAACUCCUCCAACGUUGGAGCAAGCCUUUGCUUAUAUUCGAAAAGAUGAAGCCAACAAAGUUGCUGCCAAGGGUCUUCAUACUGACAUUUCAGUUUUAGCAGUCCAGGCUAGAUCACCUCAAUCUUUGUCUCCUCAGUAUGGGAGUUCAUCUCAUGUCCCAUCUCUAAAUCACUAUCGACCUCGGAGCCAGGUGUACCAACAGAAUCAGAAUUAUAGCCGAGGGCUGGUUCCGGUUAAUAACCAAAUGACUUGCAACUAUUGUAAGGAAGUUGGUCAUUUCAAGAAUGAAUGCCCUAAGCUGCGAAGGUUUAAUUCGAACAAUUCCGGUUGGAGAGGAGGAAGUAAUACUGGAGGAAGUAGAGGUCAGAGAGGCAAAGCAGCAAUCCAAAUGGUGCCAGAACCUGAUUUCUAUGGUGUCGAAGGGCGAGACCUCUCUAAGGGUAAUGUUUCCUUGACUAAGGAAACUCGAGAAUCUAUGCAAUCGGGUGAUCAUGGGCAAGGGAGACCUGAGGGGGAGACUGUUUCAUUUGGAUUGCAUGUACGCAGGACAAACACAAGAACCAGAACAACCUUUAGCCCUGACAUCGAGUUCUGAUCGACUGAGUGAGUUAUGGUUGUGGCACAGGCGUUUGGGUCACCCAUCUUUUGGAGUUAUGAAGAAGUCCAUGCCUUCGUUAUUUUUGGGAAUAAGUGAUUCUAGCUUGCAUUGUGAAACUUGUGCUUUGGCUAAGAGUCAUAGGUCUAGUUAUCCUUCGAGCUUUCAUUCUAGUACUAUGCCUUUUGAGUUAAUUCAUUCAGACUUGUGGGGUCCUUCUAAACAUUCUACCCUUUCUGGAAUGCGAUAUUUUGUGUUAUUCAUCGAUGACUUUA